AUGCGGUUCGAGGCCAUCACCUCAGCCUGCGGGUACCUUGCCUACGCCAUGGGACUGACACUGGCCCUGGGAUACAUCCUCCUCGGCCGCUCGGCCCUCCCGCCCGACUUCAUGCCUGCCUCCCACUGCACCGUCGCCUCGCUCGCCUCGCCUGCCUGCCUCACCCCGGCCGACAUGACCUCCUGUGCCCUCCCGCUCGCCCUUGCCUUCCGCCUUGAGUUGGAGGACAAGCCCGAUGUGACCGCCACCGCCACCGCUCUGCUCCCGCUCGCGCCCCACGAGGCCAUUGCCUGCCUCGCUGAUGCCACUCUCUCCGGCCCUUGCGCUGCUCUCCUUCACCUCGCUCCGCGCGCAGACCUCGCUUGUGCCGUCCGUCUUCCUUCGCCUGGCCAAGAUCCGCAGGUCGUCAUCCGUCGCUACGCGCCACGCAUGAUUGCGCUGCUCGACGCAUCCUCCGCCGAGCUCUCUGUGGCCGACGCCGUCGCUGCUGGCGGCACGAUCACCUCGCGCCUCCUCUAUCUCGCACUCCUCGCCCUCCUCUGCCGCGAGUUUGCCUUUAUGAAGGCCCUCACUUGCAACGCCCCGCCCGGCCUCGCGCCAGGCCUGCCACGGGCUGAUCCGUGGCUCCGCCGCGACGACUGA
Messenger RNA from Thecamonas trahens ATCC 50062, 642 nucleotides. RefSeq lists its product as uncharacterized. The record is from RefSeq and is a predicted model, not a curated record. The transcript is spliced from 2 exons. Bases 1 to 642 code for a protein of 213 amino acids. Lineage: Eukaryota; Apusomonadida; Apusomonadidae.